UAAACAUCAUACAUGUAUAUACGUGUUGUGUACAGUCAAGAUCAUGGCAGUGCCGAAUAUACCCACCACUGGUCCCAUUAUAUUGCACGAUACUGAACCUGAAAUCGACGGGAUACUGUAUCCGAAAUUUAUGCAAGAGAAAGUACUGAGACGAAUUAAAGACAUUGAAGUCCGUGAAGAUGAUGUAUGGUUACUAUCUUACCCUAAAACAGGAACCCACUGGAUGAAAGGAGUAUUGUAUCAGAUAUUCAACCACGACACACCAGAAGGCAGUGGGGACAAAGAGGCAAUGUCGCCAGAUGAUUUUGUGCCAUUCCUUGAAUUCCCCGAUUUUAAGAAACCGGGUGAGUACAGUGAUUAUUGA
Molecule: messenger RNA, 364 nt
Organism: Saccoglossus kowalevskii
Lineage: Eukaryota; Metazoa; Hemichordata; Enteropneusta; Harrimaniidae
Product: sulfotransferase 6B1-like
Molecular function (GO): sulfotransferase activity
Source: RefSeq, a predicted model, not a curated record